AUUCUUCUUUUUGAUUACCAAAGUCAGAGAAAUCGAGAGUGAGAAAGAAAUAAAGAAAGAGAGAGAUGAAGAGAUCUAUGUCUGAUUCUGAAGAAAGCAGUCGAUAUGGUCGAUGUGACGGCGACGGCAACAGCUACGACUCGGAACGUUCUCACAAGAAGCCUAAAACAGAGGACGACGAUGUUUCCUCGACCAAGACGAGACCUUUUCAAGAAAAAGAUUUGUGGGCGUUGACUAGUUUACUAGGGAAAGACUCAUACGGCUCUGUUCACUUAGCCGUGAGAACGACGGAGGGAGAAGAAGAACAUCUUCCCGAAAAGAUGGCGAUCAAAACGACCGAGUUCUCGCGGGCCUCACGGCUCAAGAACGAGGCCGAGUUCUUGACUCGCCUCCAAGAUAGCCCGUACAUUGUCUCCUACUACGGCGACGCGACCACACGUGACAAGAAAACCAAGAAGAUGAUGUACAACACGAUCCUCGAGUACUGUCCAGGUCAGUGCCUCGCGAAACUCAUCAAACACCACAGAGGGACAGGGUUAGCGGAAGAGGAUGUGAAGGUGUUCGCUAUGAGCGUCUUGAUUGGUCUGAAGUAUAUCCACGAUGAGAAGAUAAUACACUGCGACAUCAAACCGAAGAACAUCUUACUCGCGGGAGAGCAUCGUGGGUUUGUGGCUAAGAUCUCUGGUUUCGGGAAAGCCGUGGAGAAAGGGUCGAGUGAGUACGGGGAUGGGUGGGGUCACGUGAGAGGCACGACACGGUUCAUGUCGCCGGAGCUUAUAGGGGACAAGGUUCUUGAUUAUGGUGCGGAUGUUUGGGCCUUUGGAUGCACGGUUCUUGAGAUGUUGACAGGGGAACGUGUUUGGGCAGAGCAUGGUGAGCUGUGUUGCUGGGAAGAAUGGAUUACUCUCAUUGGUGAAAGCGAUUUGGUUCCGUACGUUCCAGAUUAUUUGUCUGAAGAAGCAAAGGACUUUCUGUCAAAGUGUUUUAAGAAAGAUCCUGCCCAAAGGUGCACUGUUGACGGCUUGAUGAACCAUCCGUUUGUUAGGUGGAAUAACCAAUACCCUGAAGAGGAGGAAGAAGAAGAAAACGAAAUGUUUGAGGAAGAAGAAGAAGAAGAAGAGGAAGAGGAAGAAGAAGAAGAAAUAUUUGAAGAGGAAGAGGAAGAGGAAGAAGAAGAAGCGAUUGAAAUAGAUGAAGAAUACCCUCAAGAGGAGUCGGAAGAAGAAGAUCUAAAAUAAGUGUCCAUGUCAACUAAUCUUUGUUUCAUAAUUUGUUAUUAUGCAGUAAAAUGCUUAUUGUAAGAAGCACAUAUGUUUCACUUGCAGUGAAUUAAUUGAUUUUUUUUCUCAAAAGCUUGACA
Raphanus sativus (radish) is the source of this 1360-nucleotide messenger RNA. RefSeq names its product mitogen-activated protein kinase kinase kinase 20. The record is from RefSeq and is a predicted model, not a curated record. The coding region runs from base 66 to 1238 and encodes 390 amino acids. Lineage: Eukaryota; Viridiplantae; Streptophyta; Magnoliopsida; Brassicales; Brassicaceae. Gene Ontology annotation, biological process: protein phosphorylation. Gene Ontology annotation, molecular function: ATP binding; protein kinase activity. The transcript has a single exon.